AUGAUAGGCGAGAAGAAUAUUACAAAGAACAGACUCUUGUUUAGUAAAAAUAGCUUAUGUACCCUACAAGAAGAAAUUUCAAGAGGUUGUGGCUUUAAGCCCACUAGAGUUGAAGCUGUGACAACUUUGAUAUGGAAAUUAGCCUUGCAAGCUGCAAGAACCAUAGAAACAAGUCACAAAAGUGGUUCAUUCAUGUUCCAUGCUGUGAAUAUACGUGGCCGGAUGCUACCACCAUUGCCAAAGAAUUCUCUAGGUAAUCUCUUUGUAUCUGCAAUUUGUCCAUUGUUUGAGGUUGACAAAGAAACAACGGUGGAGCUACAAGAUUUGGUAGAAGUAGUGAGAAAAACCAUAAAGAUGGUUGAUGGGAAUUUUGUGAGUAAACUUCAAGAAGAUGGUCAAGAACUUAUUGAAAUCCUUGAAUCAAUAAGACAAAAGUUGCAUCUGGCGGCUAGGGAAGGUGUUCCUUGUUAUAUCUUCAGUAGCUGGGUGAGACUUGGUUUCUAUGAAACAAACUUUGGAUGGGGCAAGCCAACUUGGGUACCAUCCGCCGUGGCGGAUGGACAAAUCCGCCGCGGCGGAUUUGUCAGAAUUGCAAAAGUCGCGAUUUCAGCAUUCUAA
Messenger RNA from Neltuma alba, 618 nucleotides. Its product is annotated as vinorine synthase-like. The transcript is spliced from 3 exons. Lineage: Eukaryota; Viridiplantae; Streptophyta; Magnoliopsida; Fabales; Fabaceae. The record is from RefSeq and is a predicted model, not a curated record. The coding region runs from base 1 to 618 and encodes 205 amino acids.